AUGUCGGUCGAUAGAGCUGCAGAAAUAAAAGGCAAUGAGAUCGAUAAAACCAAACGUCGUCAUAAAACUGACGACACUGUUAUUGCGCCAGGAGUAAAUAGAGGAGGCGAAGAUACUAUUCCUUACACUAAAAUGGAGGAAGUAGAUGAAUGCUCUGGAAAGCCUAUGGACUUAAGUUUACAAGGAAAUUCUCACUUGAUCUCUAGCACAACGAGUAGUUUGGCUGAUACUCCCGGUGAUUCUGGUGUUUUAUGUCUCGAUAGCGAAGCUUCCGAGGCUACUAGUCAAGCUUUCAUGACGCACAGUCUUGUUGGAGCAGAAGAAUUAGCCUGCGACAGUGUAUAUGAUGCGAUACCUUCAUGUUCUCAAGAUAUGAUCAAAAGCACCACCAGCAGUAUCAUGACUCGAAGUGAUAUAGAUAAUCAGAAUGUAGGAGAUGAUAUUGUUCCUGAAUUGCUGGUUGAAACUAAUAAAAAACCUCCAAUGUAUGAAAAUUUACCAGAUGUUGUUUUAAAAGCUUUAGAAAGUGAAAAGGUCAGUACAGAGGAAGUAAGAAAACCAGCUUUGAGGACCUCAGAACCGAAGAAGUCACUGUCUGAAGAUAUAGUAUAUCGAAGAAGGUGUCGAAAAAAGUCACAAAGUGGCCCUAGUUCUCAAAAGAAGCGUGUAUCAUUCCAUGAGGACAUUCUUAAUAACACGAAAACCGAUAACAUUCAUAUUGAACGUGGCUUCAUUUCAUAUAGACCGGAUAGUACUUACUGUGAUCGAUUUAAACAAAAAAAUACCAAUGCAAGUGAUCGGUUCUCAUGGUGUGCUUCGGGUGACCGAACGCCCAAGUAUGCAGCGGAUGUUGCUCAACAGACCAUGUCUGACAUCCUCACCUAUGGCGAUUCUAAGCACGAUCGAAGUGGCAUAUUUGAAUAUUGCCAGGCUUACGAACCAGCCGACGUCAAUACAAAUAAUAAUAAGGAUAAAGACAAUAAUAACGUAACCCAGUCCAAUGGAAAGCUGUACGGCUGCGACUCCAACAGCUCAGAUUCAAACUUCAGCUGCGACUCUGAGUCAUCGUCGAGUGACUCAUCGUCUUCCCAUUCCAAUAAAACGGAAACGUCGCCCGUGCACAGGAAAUGUGACAAAACGCAGAAAUCAUACUCGUGCGAUGAAUUUGCUAAUAACGGACAUGUAGCGUUCAUGAGAAAAACAUACUUUUCGGAAGCGGACAUUGAUCAGAAUCAUGACAGAAUGAAGAAACCAUUAGAGGUUUCACAAAGUCCUAUAACAGUUAAGUCUGUUCUAAAAAAGAAACGUUACAUAACAACCAAUGUUGUUGAAGAGAGGAAGCAAAACAACAAAGUGUUAAAUCUGCUCGAUGCAAACAACAUUAUUGAUUCACUUAAGAAUUUUUACAGAAACUUUAACUUCAAUUUCACAACAGAAAAGGGUCUACCGGAAACCAGUAUUGAAUUCAACAAUGUUGUCGAGGCGUUACCAUGUGACGUUAAUCAGAACAGAAAUCUGUCCAAAAGUCUCGAUUCCGGCUUUCAAAUCGAUGACGAUGAGGACUUUGUCGAGAUAAAUCUAAACACUCAACCGGAUGCAGAAAGACCUAAACAAAUACCAAACAACUCCAAGAACCCUGCGGCUGAAGAUCGGAACCCUAACGGCGGCUCCCCGCGCCACAAGCUAACGUUAAACAUGAAGUCGCAAAACGAUAAGAAACUCGUGAACAAAGCCGAAGCAUUCCCACCGCUGAGCAAGUUCGUCGUCAACUGUGAAAGCACGGUAUACGAGCACAAGGGUGUCUCGUACAGCUACGUGCAUGACACUUUCCAGACCGCCUUCGACGCGCCCAAAGAAACAUUCGUACCGAUACCCGAGACUACCCCAGUAAUGGAGCUCGUCACUAGUGCAAGCAAAACCGACUUGAACACCAAACAAGGUGACGGCGAGCCGUCCAGCCGGACAUCCACACCGAAGAGGCAGUUCAACAAAAACGUUCAAGAGGAGACCGAACAAAAGAACGGCAUCUCGAAGCACCUGUCAUCUCCGAAGAAGCAAAACGUCAAUAGAUAUCGCAAAUCGGCGUCGACUGUUCAGAAAAUGACCGAUGAGACCACCCUGGCGAACAGCGACAACUGUUCCAACACGGACAACUCCACGCUGAAAGGCGCAGACGACUUUAACGAGGAGUUCUUCGACAGCCCAGCCAAUCAGAAGCUGCAAUCGAACAAGUCCGCCCUACUCAACAGAUACCUUAAGAACGUUUGCCAAAAGAAGGACCUCGAGCUCAAGAUAAAGAACAACAAGUUCUUCCAAUUCAAACUGCGUCUGGAGAAGGAAUUCCCGAGCAUCAUAUUUCCGUUCAAAGACGUGUCUCAAAGCUUCCGCGUUUCUGCAGAGAGGAUGUCGCGUCUGAUAGACAAGGAGGUGAUUGAGAACAAAAGGCUAUCAGUGCGCCUACUGACGGCCGACGAACCGUCGUACUUCGACAGUUUCGAGGACAACGUCGCUAUCGAAUGCAGUGAGAAACUGAGACUACAGCUGUUCUCGUACCCCAAUGAGACGUUGAACAGGAUGAUGAAGGUGCAGUCUCCCUACAACAUGGAGGAUGGAUCGUGGACCCCUCUACUUGUCUUCAUUACGGACUACGCCCUUUACGUGGCUGAUGUUAAGCCGGGCGGCACCGAGUACGAAUUGCUGUGCCGACUGCCGCACAAUGAAUUGGACGCUAUAGCGGUGGGCCCGGAAGCGCAGUACGUCCAAGUAAUAGACGUGGCGGGGAACAUCGCCUGCUCCGUGGUGACUGCCGAGGGCUCUUUGGGUGCAAGGCUGGCAUCGUCGCUGGAGUGGAGCGCCAGGACAUCGCCGCUGCGCAUCCAGCGUCCUCCCGCCAUGCUGCCCCUCAGCUGCCGCCAGCUCGCGUCGGCUGUGACGAGGAAGCGGCACGAGAAACGGAUUCCUGAAAUCUUAUACUACGGAAGAGCGUGUUCGGGCGACGCCGGAGACAGACUCAUCGAGGCGCCCGGCGCCUUCGCCCCGCCACUCGAGGGCUACCUAAUGUGCAGGACCGACAAGGGCAGGCGAUUCGAACCCAGCUAUUUCUUAUUGAGGGCAGGUGUGCUGCAUUGGGGGCCGCAUUCGCCCGACGGCACGUCACCGCUGCCCCACAACAUAGCGCUGCGCUCCGUGGUGGGGGUGAGGCGCCACCUGGACUCGUCCAGGAGGCCGCACUGCUUCGAGAUCGCCCUGGGGGACUCCAGCAGGCUGCUGCUGGCGGCCCCAGACGACCCCACCGCCUCGUCCUGGCUCCAAUCGUUGCUCCUGCACGCCGCUCAGGCCCUAGAAGAGAAAGAUGGAGCUAAGAAGGCGGACCCCCGCGUAGGAUGUCCACCGCCGGCAUGCACUGUGCUGGUGACGCCCAACGAAGUAGUCAGCGUUCGAGACAGCCUGGACAUGUCCUUUGUUGCAGGCGCUGCCGCUUACCUCAAGGAUAGAGGCUCGGAUGCCCUUCUUAAAGAGUACAUUGAAGAAAUGAGAACUGACAUUGAGAUAUUAGCCUGCGGUUCCAUUAAGAAUCUCACGGCCUUCAAGAUACCUGACACUGACGAAAACUGGUGCUGUUUGGAAUGGAGUGUAUGCGAAGCGAGGGAGAGGGGCGCCGGCCUUGCACUGGUGAUGGCCAGCGGCGCUGAGCUGGAGCGGUUCAUAGCCGCACUGGAGUAUGCUUAUGGUGCCCUCACGAGCGAACCAUUCCCAUUGAGUGUGGUGGACGCGUCCAAAUCGGCAUGUAGCAUCGCCCACGCCAAGUAUGAAGCCGCCUGGUCCCACAUGCUUCCAGCGCAACAG
Messenger RNA from Iphiclides podalirius (scarce swallowtail), 3846 nucleotides. The record is from the annotation of a GenBank genome assembly. NCBI's taxonomy places the organism in Eukaryota, Metazoa, Arthropoda, Insecta, Lepidoptera, Papilionidae.